Molecule: messenger RNA, 714 nt
Organism: Cololabis saira (Pacific saury)
Lineage: Eukaryota; Metazoa; Chordata; Actinopteri; Beloniformes; Belonidae
Gene: spcs3
Product: signal peptidase complex subunit 3
Exons: 5
Coding region: 92-634 (180 amino acids)
Biological process (GO): protein targeting to ER
Cellular component (GO): membrane; signal peptidase complex
Source: RefSeq, a predicted model, not a curated record
GUCGCGUGUAGACGGUUCCGUUUUCACAGAGACGGUGGUUCCGCGGUUGAAUGUGUUCUGGUUCGAGUCCCGGCUCCGUGAUCCUGUAAAGAUGAACACCGUCCUGUCCAGAGCCAACUCCCUGUUCGCCUUCUCCCUCAGCGUGAUGGCGGCCCUCACGUUCGGCUGCUUCGUCACCACCGCCUUCAAGGACCGCAAGGUUCCGGUGGACAUCCGCGUGUCCAGAGUCAUGCUGAAGAACGUGGACGACUUCACAGGGCCCAGAGAACGCAGCGACCUGGGUUUCGUGACCUUCGACCUCUCGGCUGAUUUGCAGCCGAUCUUUGACUGGAACGUCAAGCAGCUGUUCCUCUACCUGUCUGCUGAGUACUCCACCAAGAACAACCCUCUGAACCAGGUGGUGCUAUGGGACAAGAUUGUUCUUCGGGGUGAAAACACCAGACUGAACCUAAAAGAUAUGAAGUCCAAGUAUUUCUUCUUCGAUGAUGGAAACGGACUCAGGGCCAACAAGAACAUCACUCUGACGCUGUCCUGGAACGUGGUUCCCAACGCCGGGAUCCUGCCCCUGGUGGCGGGGAGCGGACACAUCAGCCUCCCCUUCCCAGAAACAUACGAGACCAGCAAGAGCUAUUAGACUCACGUGCACAUACUCAUGGAUAAUUCUGUGCUCUUCUUUCUUCAGUCACUUAUUUGUAAUAAAAGAGUUUGUGGAAA